Molecule: messenger RNA, 5352 nt
Organism: Mesocestoides corti
Lineage: Eukaryota; Metazoa; Platyhelminthes; Cestoda; Cyclophyllidea; Mesocestoididae
Source: the annotation of a GenBank genome assembly
UUUAACUCGGUCCUGUCAGUCAUGCAAUCAAUGAUUCCAAAGCGUGAAAUCGGUGCUCUUGAUUUCAUUGAAAGGAACUCUGAAUAUGAUGGAAGGGGUGUAGUUAUCGCCAUUUGGGAUACUGGUGUAGAUCCAACUGCCAGAGGACUUCAGGUUACAUCGCAUGGCUUGCCAAAAGUCAUCGAUUUCAUUGACGCGAGUGGGUCAGGUGAUGUGAAAAUGCUCAAGUCAUUCAAGAUAUCCGAUACCGCUCGAAGGAUUACUACACUGACUGGUCGCGUUGUUUCUAUUCCGAAAACCUGGCAACCCGUCGAUGGCAUAGUCCGCGUUGGCGUAAAGUCGGCCGCCGAACUCUUCCCCGGCGCGCUGCUCGACCAACUCCGCUCGGAGACCAUCGACUACCGCUGGUGCCCCACGAUGCAAAAGUUGUCGGCCCUUUUGAAAGAAGCCAACACCUCAAGCGCCAAUUCGCCAGUUGAUGUGGGGGCCUCAAGUGACGUUGUUCCAAAUGCGGUUGAUGAGAACCAGGCCAACGGCGGAGAAGCACCGUCUGCCGCCACAGCCGCCGACGAUGCGUCGUCCAGUGGAACCCCAACCUCAAGCUCCUCUCCCGGGAAGGUCAGCAAACACGCGGAGGUCGACGCUCCACCGAAUUUCAAGACUCUGCAGGAGUGGCUUGCCUCGCUUCCUAACGGACCUAAACAAUCCUCUAUCAAGUCGAUGGAGCGCAUUUUGGCCACACUGAACGACCUGACCGAGUACUUUGCGCCGGUUUUCGACUGUUUCGUGUUCAAGGGCGCCGAUGGUGAUUUUGUUGCCUGUGUGGAUACGAGUCCCUAUGAAGAAAAACCAACCACCUUGGAGGAUAUGCCGCUAAUGAAGGACUUCACUAUUGACAGGCAAAUUGGCCAGCUGGGCAGUGGCACCCUCCUGUACUUCACGGUCAAAAUCCUGGAGGACGGCAAUCUGCUGCAAAUCGUGACCAACUCCGGCUCCCACGGGACCCAUGUGGCGGCGAUCGCGGCAGCGUGCUUCCCCCCGCUGGGCCGCACCGACGCCGCCGCCGCCGACCACCCCAACAUCGACGGGGGCAACCAAAACGGUGUCGCGCCGGGCGCGCAGAUCGUCAGCAUCAAGAUCGGCGACACUCAUCUUGCCUCCAUGGAGACUAACGUCGCGCUCCUGCGUGCUGUAUGCGUCCUCUUCACAUUGUUGUCUUUUUCCAUUAACUGGACGGUUAAAUUGAAGUGUGAUGUCGUUAAUUACAGUUUCGGGGAGAAGGCCUUUCUGCCGCAUUUUGGGCGCGUCUACAAUCACUUGACCCAGUUUGUGAUGCAGACCAACGUGGCUUUCGUCACCUCAGGGGGGAACAACGGACCGUCAUUGGGCACUGUCGGUUCCCCAGGUGGCUCCGUUGAUGGUCUAAUAGGUGUUGCUCCUUUGCUCUUUCCAAAUAUGAUGGAAUACAUGUACUGCCAACCCACGUGGAACAAACAAAAAACGGACGACAAUGUAAGUUAUUUAUGCAUAAUCAUCGAUGUCUCUCAAUAUUCCUCCGCCUCACUAACCAGACACACUGUUUUCCAGACUUCGUCCCCCAAGGUGUCUGGCUCCACCGCACCACCUACUACUCCACUGCCGUCUGCCUACACCUGGGGAUCACGUGGCCCUUGUCCCGACGGCUCCUUGGGACUGACUGUCGCGGCUUGUGGAGCCGCCGUGGCCGACGUGGCCGCUUGGAAGUGCAGCGCUUUCGACCUACUCAACGGCAGCUCAAUGAGCAGUCCGUCCGUGGCCGGCGGCGUAGCCCUGGUGUUGUCGGCACUGCGUAAAGCCGAGUCCGAACCGUGUCUGCGUGUGCCAUUCAUCCUCUGGCGUGCCGCUAUCUUCGCGUGCGCCAAACCCCUGCUCCACCUCUCGCCGUUGGAUCAGGGCGGCGGUGUGUUCCAAGUUGGGCCGACUUUCGACUACCUCAGCGCUGUCAUCCGCUGCCCUCCAUCUACGGCACCCGACCCAAUGCAGGACUUGAAAACUUGCGUUAAUCAAAUUAAGUCGCCGUCGUCAACGACGGAGGCUUCGGCCUCCCAAGCCACUAAUUUACAUCGACUUUCUGGUUGGAGGUUGUGUACCUACGUGACUGGACCCAAUUGCAUCGCCGAUAACACCAAGCACCUCCACACUCGAGGGAUUUGGCUUCGCAGUGGCUGGCCUUCUCGCUGUCGCGACGCUCACAAACCCCUUCCCAAAAUAUCCUUCACGCUCCAUCUGGAGCCUCGUUUUUGCCAGGGUGUUCCGGUCGAAUUCAAACGCAACUUCAGCAUAAACCUCAGCGUGCAGGUGGGCUAUGAUCCGCCGAACGAGAAAAGACCAGACUGGCUCUCCAUCGCACCCUACGUGAUGCUGGCGAACCGUGCUCGUACAAUUCCCCUUUUAAUCGAUCCAGAGGCCUUCGGAAAAGCCCCCACCGAUGCCGCGGAGUUGAAUCCUCCGUCCCAGGUGCAUCACACGUCUGUCGUCUUCGUCAAUGCCGACUCACCCCAAAAAGAGAUUCUUGCGCUGCUACCAAUCACAAUCCAACUUCCGGGGAUAUCUCGCUUUGAUGAAGACAACGGCGUCCAUCGCUUCGGCCUGCGUGGAGAAUUCACCCACACCCAGAAGGUCUGUCGGUGGUUUGUACGAAUUCCUCAAGGCUCCAGCGCUGGUGUUCUGUACGUACGACGCUCCGACGAGGAUUGUGGCACUCCCUGUCCCUUCACCAUCUCCAUCGUCCAACCAGCUCCCCUGGGCAGCGUCCAGGGCACCGGUCACGAGGUGGUCCACCGCCGUGUCAACCUCUUCUCUCUCACCUCGAGCGGCGUGGAAGUGACAACGCGCAGCGCCAACUACGACCACGAGUCGGGCUACUUUGUCUUCCCGUUUGUGGUUUUUUGGAUCUCGGACACCGUCGAGGUGACGAUCGCUCAACACCACGGAGCCGAUGUGCCGUCCAGGUGCUUAAUUAGUGGACACGUUGACUUCCAUGGCCUGGAGAUUCAGCCGUCAACCAUCUCCUUUCACUCGUGUCAGUCCUACUUCAACGCCUACCUUCGCUCGAACUUCGGCCUGGAGGGCACCAAGUGGGAGGUCGAGUCGACGGGCUGGAUCUUGCCAGUUAAGCCCACUUCAUCCAACCGUACGUACCUCAAGUUGGCCGGAUAUGAAGACGAUUCCCCUGGACAGCCGGGUGUUCACGUCCUCCACCUCGAGUACAACUUUUCUUGUCCCUUCAAGACGGACAAGGCCGUCUUCGACUUCAGGCGCCUUACUUCCCUGCUUUACGAGGCGGACAUCGUCCAGGUCGUCUACCACGUCUACGAUGGAUGUGGUCACUACAAGGGCGCUGGAUCGUACCAAUCCAUGACGAGCCCCAAGUACCGCUUCAAAUUAAUCAAGGGACCCUACAAGCUCGUGGCAAUGGUGUUGUACGCGGACAGUAAAAAGAUCGCCUACGAGGCCAAGGAGAGUGACGCAUUGGACAAGCUGCGCGGCUACCCGAUGCUCGUUCGAUUCCCAUUGGACAAGGCCAGCCAAUCAGCAGCACCCAGCGGCGGUGGACAGAAUAGCAGUGUCCGACCUCAGCUCACCCUCGAAGUCUCCACCAGCCUCGCGACCCUCGGUCUGGCCGAAGUCGACUACGAAAAGAGUUACCGUCUCAUUAGCGGUGCUCAGUUGGAGAGGGAUGAGGUGGCCGAAAAUCCCGGUAAGAGGGGCAGCCCCAAGAGGGACCUCCUCUUCGGCAGCCUCCAGAAGUUCCCCACCGUGCCCGGUCACCUGUCUGCUGGUGCCUCGAUCUCCGUGGUUUUCGGUGUGGUCGAAGAAAAGUACGUUGUUGAGAUACCUUUUUUUGUCUACCGUUUCGCUGGCUACGCUGUGCCUGGGUCGUAUUUCGAGGGAAACAUACACUUCUACGGCAACAGGAAUCUCCAAAACACGGCGGUAGUUCCGUUUGAGGUGCACGUGGGGCCGAAUAAUGCGCCCACAGCCGUCCCACCUCCGUCACCGAAGCCCACUCCCGUUCGGGGCAUUUUCGGUCUGCUUGCCAGCGACUUGCGCAGUCUUCGGUGGGUCAUUGACGCGCAUUUCGGCGCGCCGACCUCCUCCGCCAUCGCCAAUUGGGUGCCCCCUUGCCUCUCUCCAUCAUCCACCACCGCCGCCGCAGCAGCGGCAGGUUCUUCCGACGGCAAGUCAGCGUCAGUUAAGGAGCGCAAAAAGAAGCCCAAAUGCGCCCUCCACCAGAAACCAAGUGAUAAUGCCGAUAACAACGACAACGCAGACACGAAGACGUCAACAGCGGUGACGCCGUGCACGUGCAUGUCAAGCCACGUCAGUGCGCUAGUAGAUGCCGAUGACUCGACCAACGCGGAUCGCGAAGCCGUCUGGAACAGCGUCAGGGUCGCGAUGCGGAGCCUAGUGGACGCGGCCACCAGUCACAAGUCCCCAGCAAAAAGCGACCCGCUCGCAUUUCUACUGUCUACUCCCUACGACGGCGGUGACGUCGACGACGGACUCGGCGACGUGCCACUCCUCAAUGCCAAAGUGCCAACCCCAAAUGAAGGGGAUUUGGAGUCUACCUCAGAGGACGUCACGAACAUGGAAUCUCCGCCACCCUCUACUCCGGCGGUCGAAAGCGCCACAAAGACACCAGAAGACACCUUGGAGAAGUCGGGUCCUCCUCACCCUCCCCCUAUCUCUCGUGUUCUCGCGGUCGAGGUCCUCUGCAUCUACGGUCGGUACGUCUGUGAACGUAUCGUCAUCUACCGCCAGUGUCACAGCGGCCAGCAGCCGUCGCGCCUUCUCUUUGCUCUCGACCUCGUCAUCACUCGCCUCCAUCAACUGCUGUCGACAUUAAAACAACCGGCAACACCAGUGCAACCCCUAAAGAACUUCUUUGACGUCGAUGAUGGCGCCAAGUUGUCGAGUGCCGUCAAUCUGAGCCAAGCCGAUGCGGCCCGAGUCAGAGCCCCAUUCUGUCUCUUUUGGCUGGCUCAGUUGAUUGUGUUACAUCCUCAAAUUCCCCUUCUUGAAGCUUUCAUUCGACUGGCUUUGCAGCUGGACCCGCAUCCGGCGAAAGCGGGAUCAACUGCCGUCACCUUGGGCUCACCGCAAACCGACCACACACGCGAGAGAGCAUCAUUCGAGUGCGCCAGCAUCACCUUCCCAUGGAUGGUAGAGCAACUACGUCGAAUGGGGCUGGGGAAAGUGGCGGAACCCUUGGCACGGCAGAUGCCCUCGCGAUUUCCUGCUUUUGACUACACUCUCAUGACUCCUCGUAGCCCGACCUCUUCCUCAUCGUCAACCCUUCGAGAACAAUGA